AUGGAUGACACUAAUGCUAGUUCUAAUUCUACCAACUCCGACAUUAAUCCAAAUGUCGAGAGAAAAAAGAGUUAUAGGUGGGUAAGUGCUACUAAAGUAAAUUACUCUGGGUCAGACUGGGAUGAUGAUGAUGAUGAUGCUGAUGAUGAUGAUGAUGAUGAUACUGAUCAUUUGAAAUCAAACACAGAUCAAAAAAAUGAAAUACAACAGGAUGAAGAUGUUAGCUAUUUACCCCCAUUACCUAAAAUAUCGAUGGGUAAUGAAUACAAUAAUAAUAUUGUUAAUAAUAAAAAUACAGAUGGUUUAUAUUUAGAACCAGUAUCGCCUAUUAAGAGUAACAAUAGUUCUAGUACUCAAAGCAAUAAUAAAAAUAAAAAUAAAAAUAGCGGUAGCACCAAUUCAAUCUAUAUGGAUCAAAGUAGUAGUAGUAGUGAAAAAGAGGAGAAUAAUGAUGGUAAAAAUAAAGAAGAUGAAAAAGAUAAUGCCCAGCAAAAUAAUCCUGAUACUUUUGUUACUAGUGAUGAUGAUAGUGAAGAAAACGAAGAGGGUGAUGAUGGUAUUUACUAUCUAGAUAAGACCAUUAAAAAUAAAAAUUUUUCUUCUCCUUCUCCUUCUCCUUCUCCUUCUUCUCCUUCUUCUUCUGUGCUUAAUGAUGGUAAUAAAAGCGGUAAUACAAGUACUGGAGGAUAUUUCACUCAGUAUAUAAACAACAAAUCUAUUAAAAGACAGUACACUGAGAGGGAUCCCGUAUACACUGAUACACAACAACAGCAGCAGCAGCAGCAAGUAAUAGGAAAAGAAGAAGAAGAUGCAAAUGAAGAAUUGGGUGAAAAAGAGGACAGAAAUAACAAUCAUGAAUUAUCUGACAGUGAUAUCAUUGAUAAAGAAUUAUAUGGUACCUCCAGUAAUAUCAAUGAACAAUCACAUAUGGUAUCAAAUGAAGAACUUAAUGAAAAUAACACUGAUAAUACAGAUGCUACCACACAAAAUGAUUAUUUACAAGGUAACAACAACGACAACAAUAAUAAUAUGAAUUCCGUGUCUAGAACAAGUUUUAAUUCAUUUAAUCAUGCCAGUAAUAAUAGUUUGAAUGAUAAUGUCAGUAAUAAUAACAAAAGAUUUUCUGAAAUUAGUAAUUUAACAAGUAGUUCAGAUUUGUAUGCAUAUAGUACAGAUUCAGAUCUAGAUGACCGAGAUACCAAUGAUCAAGCUAAUAAACUUAAGGAUAAUGUAAAAGGGAAUGGAGAUAUUAAUGUCAAUAACGAAACGAUAAAUGAAAAGGAGAAGGAACACAAGGAGAAAGAGGAAAAAAGAAAAGGCACUGAUACUAACGAUGGUAGUGACGAUGCUGAUGCUGACGACGACGAUGAUCGUGAUGGUGGUGAUGAUGAUGAUGAUGGCUAUAGUGAUGGUGAUGACGAUGCAUUGUCUUAUACGGCAUCAAUUGUUGGAAAUACCAGUCCAAAUACUGAUAUUUGUGAUGACAACUUCAAAUUUAACAAAGAAAAUGUUAGGCAAUCUAUUUUGGUUUCAAGUGACAGUUCUGAUUUUGAUGUGGAUUUUUAUACUAAUAGCAACAUGCAUAAUAACACUAAUACUAAUAAUAAUAAUACUAAAAAAAACAUUAUUUCAGAUAUCCAGAAAGAUAUUAUUCCAGAAACAACUGAUACUUAUGGAUACUCCUAUGAUGCUGGUAUUAAACACAAUAAAACUGAUAGCAGUAAUGAAAAUAAUUCUACUGGUGAUGAAUCUGUAGUAGAACAUGUUGCCAAUAAUGAUUAUAUACAAGGGGAACAUCCAGCUAAUAAAUCUAUUCCUUACAACAUGGAAACAACUGAUCCAGAUACUACGUUACAAAAUGAAGAAGAAAAUAAUACUAUUACAGAGCCAAAUGAAGAGGAUAGUAGUCAAGUUAUUAGUAAAUCUCACAGUAAUAGUGAUACUGAAAGUGUAAAUGAUGACUCAUCGUCACAGUCACACAUAUCCCAUGAAUCUAACCUGAAUAUUCUUGACGCAACAGUAACAGGAAGUUCCCCUCCCCCAGUAAAAAAUCGUUCGCCAAGUCCUGUCAGCGUCAAUGCUACCAAUCCUGUUACUGGUACUGGUAAUAAUAAUAAUAAUAAUAAUAAUACGGAUAAUUUAUCUUUUGUGUCUGGCGCAAGUGAAUCGUAUAGGUCAAAUUUUAUUCAAGAAACAAAUGAUGAAGUUAAUAUUAUAAGAGAUGCAGAUGGCAAUCCGAUUGAUGCAAGUUCCAAAAUCAAUGGUGCUGGUGCUGCUACCAAUGAUAAAAGAGUAGUAUCUACAUAUUCCGAAGUUGGUAGUACAUGGAAUGCAUUUCCUGCGAUAAGUUCUACAGAUGAUAUAAAUACCAUUGCUGAUAAUAAAACAAUAUACGAUAAUUCUACUAUAUACAAUGUCCCCGGCUUAGUAUCCAAAAAUACAAAUUUACCACCAUUGCCUGUCACAGCAACAGAUGAUAUAAAACUUCAACAAGAGCAAGAGGAACAACCCCUAGAAAAAAAGGGGGAAACCGAGGAAGAUCCACACAAUAUUACGAAUGCUGAAAAUGGUCGAAAACAAUCAUACUCUAAUUCAAAUACUGAUAAUAGCAAUCAUAGUGCCACUAGUAAUUUCAAAAUCAACGAUAAUAGCAAGGUAGUGUUAAAAAUAAGUGAACCUGAUUAUCCAAGUUUUGAUGUUAACAAACUAAUUGGUGAUUCUAAGAUUGCACAUUCCAAUAAACUAAAGAAAUUAAAGCAAUACAGUGAUGAAUUAACUGAAUAUGAUACCCAUAUAGCAGUGUGGAUCGAUGCAACUUUGAAGUCAACUGAAAGCAAACAAAUAUUUGAUGAAUAUAAAGUUAACAAGCAUGUUCAUGAAGCGUAUUCUAAUGCGGAUGAAUUAUCUAAGAGAAACCAUUUGGUUAGCAACACUGUGGCAAAUGUCAAUCAAAAUGUUCAUCAUCUAACUAAAAAGGUUUUCAAACAUUCUAUGAGAGAAAAAUCAAAAGGAUUUUUACAUUCUAUAAGUAAAAAAAAGUUGUGA
Molecule: messenger RNA, 3045 nt
Organism: Saccharomycodes ludwigii
Lineage: Eukaryota; Fungi; Ascomycota; Saccharomycetes; Saccharomycodales; Saccharomycodaceae
Gene: FYV8
Product: Fyv8p
Exons: 1
Coding region: 1-3045 (1014 amino acids)
Source: RefSeq, a predicted model, not a curated record